AUGGCCCCGCCCGUCACGCCCGUGAAGGGCGGCGCCCCGGGCGCGGCGUCCCCGCCGCGCGCGCGCGCGCCGCGCUGGGCGAACACGACGCGGUGGCUGCGCGCGCACGGCGACGGCGUGCUCCUGGAGAGCUCGGAGCCCGGCCUCGCGCCGCUGCUCCUGACGUCGAACAAGGCCGGCGUCGUCGCGAAGGUCGUGCAGCCCGUCAAGGUGCGGCGGCCCGCGAGCCCGGAGUCGCCCGGCUCGCAGUCCGACGGCGACCUGAGCCCCGCGGGCAAGCGGCCGAAGUCGCCGAAGAAGAGCCCCAAGUUCGGCUUCGGGAAGAAGAAGGCCAAGGCUCCCGACGCGCCCGCGCCGGCGCCGGCGCCGCCGAGCCCCGAGGCCGACGACGACGCCUACGAGUGGGCCACGCCGGAGCUCGCGCACGAGGCGAGCGGCCGCGUGCCCUGCGAGGCCGUGCUCGGCGUCUACGAGAUGACGUCCGGCCCGCACGUCGCCGUCGUGCUCUCGAGCGAGCCCGUGCUCCGGCGCGGCGGCGACGCGGCGUUGCUCGACGACGCGCGGCUCCGCUGGCCCAAGGCCGUGCUCGACGUCCGCGCGCUCCGCCGCGCGACCAAGGUCGGCGUGCUGCCCGUCGCGCCCAAGUCCGCGAAGCGGCUCAACUCGAAGCAGAAGGCCGACGAGAAGCUCUGCCUGCGGCUCCUGCACCGGGCCCUCAGCGAGCAGCCCUGGGUCUACAGCACGCGGUCGCCCGCGGCGACGCACACGGCGCCGCGCGUCUGCGAGCUCGCGGACGUCGCCGCGGCCGAGGCCGCGGCCGUCGUCGCGAACGACGGCGUCCGGCGCCGCGGCGACGUCGACGACGACGCGCCGGACCGCGGCGGCGACUCCUACCUCUACGACCACGCGGACCCGCGCAUGCUCUGGAACGCGAUCCCGCUCAAGGCGCUCGUCGACGCGGGUGCCGCGCGGUGGUGCGCCGUCGCGGGCCACGUCGUCGUCGACGCGGUGGAUCUCGGCGCGACGGCCGCGGGCGACGCCGCCGUCGUCGCGCUCAUCGUCACGCGGACGGCCGUGGACCACUGCGGCCGCCGCCUGUCGAAGCGGGGCCUGGACGCGCAGUGCAAGGCCGCCGCGACCGCGGAGACGGAGCUGCUCGUCGCGACGUCCAAAUCCCGGGCCGCGCCCGCGGCGGCCUUCUCCGUGACCUUGGCGCGGUCGAGCCCGCCGCUGCCGCUGGACUACGCCGUCAAGGUCGCGCCGCGCGUCGCGCUGCUCAAGCGCAAGUCGUCGUUCGCGAAUUUGGCGUCGCCGCAGCGGAAGCCGAGCCUCGCGCCCACGCUCGCGCCGACGCCCGAGCUCGCGCCCCUCGACGACGGCGGCGCGCCCGCGGCGCCCGACGCGUCGGCGUCGCCGCGGCGGCCCCGCGCGCCGUCGGCGGCGGGACCGAAGCCCGCGCCGUCGCAGCACGCGCGCGACGUCGCGGCGCUCGAGGCGCACGUCGACCAGCUCCGGGCGACGUACGGCGGCGCGUUCGUCACGAUGGUCGACCUCAUCGCGCGGACGGCGGCCUGGGCGUCCGUCGACGGCGGGCGGCAGGAAUCCGUGCGCCAGCGGCUCAAGGCCGCCGCGGCGGUGCUCGCGUCGGCGGCGCGCGGCGCCAAGGUGCGCCACGUCGUCGUCGCGCCCGGCGCGGAUCUGGGGGAUCUGUCCGCGGCGCACGACGUGCGCCGCCGCCGCGUCGCGAGCCGCGGCGCCGCGGCGGAGCCGGGGGGCGUCGACGUGAGCGGCGUCGUGCUCUUCGUGGGCUGCGACGAGAUCGACGACGUCGACGAGGCCAUGGCGCGGUGCGCGUGCGACGCUUUGGUCGCCGCGCGCGACGACGCGGCGCUCGGGCCGGACCGCGUCGCGCUCGGCGACGAGGCCUACGCGCGGCGCCAGCUCCUCGCCGCCUGGCGGGGCCACGCCGACGCCCUCGCCGUGCUCCGCGCGGGCACGGCGGCGCGCUGGGCGCCCGCGGCGGGUGGGGGCGCGGCGGCGCGGCUCGCGGACCGCGCGGGCGGGUGGGCCGCGGCCGCGGUCCGCGGCCUGCGCGCGGCCAUCUACGACGGGUCGCGCCAGGACGGCCUGGAUCUGGUCGUGGGCCGCAAGGCGCCCGCGGACGCCGUCGCCGGGGCCGACGCGGCGACGUACGCGCACGAGCGCAUCGACGUCGCCUACCUCAAGGUCGCCGCGGCCGUCUUCGCCGUCGCGGCCGCGCUCCGGUCCCAGGCGGGCGACGCGCGGCCCGCCGCGAUCCUCCAGCACGCGCUCCUCGCCGUCCUCGCCGCCAUCGUCCUCACCUUCUACGCCGCCUUCGCCGACGGCUCCCUCGCGACCGCGCUCGCGUCCGCGCGCCGCUUCGACGACCACUAG
Aureococcus anophagefferens is the source of this 2415-nucleotide messenger RNA. RefSeq lists its product as hypothetical. The transcript has a single exon. Gene Ontology annotation, cellular component: endoplasmic reticulum. The record is from RefSeq and is a predicted model, not a curated record. Lineage: Eukaryota; Pelagophyceae; Pelagomonadales; Pelagomonadaceae. Gene Ontology annotation, molecular function: phosphatidylinositol-4-phosphate phosphatase activity. Gene Ontology annotation, biological process: phosphatidylinositol dephosphorylation. Bases 1 to 2415 code for a protein of 804 amino acids.